UGUACUGCAUCAGACUGCUGCGUGACUUCCUUCCUGCCCAAACUUGACGUCACGAAACGGAAGAGUUUUCACUUAUUUAUUUCCAUGCUAAUAUGGCAGCGCCGUCGGGCGGAGGCGAUACGGGCACUGGCAAUGACCAGAUAAUUGUCUUGGGAUCUGCACUUCUCAAUAACUUUGUCUAUGAACGAGUUCGUCGUCAUGGGGACAGCGAAGCUGAAGUAACCCGAAGUCAGCUGGGUCCUGUUGAGCUGUGUGACCCCAACCAUAAACGUAUUGGGCAGUUUUUACAGCAGAUUGGAGAUGAGCUGGAUGGAAAUGUGCAGCUACAAAGUAUGGUAAAUGAUCCUGCUCUUCAACCAACUCAAGAAGUCUUCAUGAAAGUGGCCCGAGAGAUCUUCUCUGAUGGGAAGUUCAACUGGGGCAGAGUGGUGGCGCUUUUCUACUUUGCGUGUCGGCUUGUCAUCAAGGCUAUUGCAACCAAGAUUCCUGACAUCAUCAGAACCAUCCUAAGCUGGACUAUGUCCUACAUUCAGGAACACGUUAUUAACUGGAUCAGGGAACAGGGUGGAUGGGAGGGAAUCCGCUCCUAUUUCGGGACCCCGACAUGGCAGACUAUCGGUGUAUUCCUGGCCGGGGUACUCACCACAGUAGUGGUGAUCCGCAAAAUGUGAAAAGACUGACAGAAGGGUGGAGAGCAAGAGAAGAGAGAGUUGAGAGACCACGAGUAGAGGCUGAAACAGACCAGCAAAGAAGAACAGAAAGAUGAGGAGGAAGAGAAAGGGAUUUGGAGUAGAGAACUAAUUCUAAACUAAUUGAAAGAGAGAGAGGAGGAGAAAAGAGAGAGAGAGGAAAGCAUGAUGUAACUGCCUCAAGCCACUAUUGUUAGUGCAAAGCCUGUGCUCUUUCUCAUCUACAACUUUAAACCUUGAUAACAUUUGCACAGAGAUUAAUGCAUCAGAGUCCAGGUGUAGGCUAGAUUUUAGCUACUUAUUUUUAGGUUGGGCUUAUGACUGUUUAGGUUAUAUAAAAGAAUGGAUUAGUAUUUGAUUUAAUUUAUAGACAUUGUCUCAAUGCAGAAUUUUCUAAGUUAGGAGUCUCAUAUUCUUAUAUUAUCAUUUUUUGUCCUAAAUUGUGUAUAAAGACAGUCAAAAUGACAUUUGAUAAACAGUUGUCUUAUAAUAGCUUAUAAAUGGAAUUAAUAUAUAUUGUUAUAGCUGUUUUUUUUUUUUGAGUGCACUCUUAUCUGAAAGAGUAGGAAUGGGCUCGGAAUUUCUCCUCUUUCUAAUUCCUCCUCACCUUUCUUUGUUAAAUGUCUCCUAUAGUUCAUCAGAAUAGGGGCUAUGAAAUGUCUAUGAAGUUGAUUGUACUUGAAAGUACAGGUUUAGCCUCUUAAGAGUUCAUGAAAUGUUUGUGCAGCCAACCAAUCAGCACUCUGGU
Carassius carassius (crucian carp) is the source of this 1437-nucleotide messenger RNA. Its product is annotated as apoptosis regulator BAX-like. Gene Ontology annotation, cellular component: mitochondrial outer membrane. The transcript is spliced from 6 exons. Gene Ontology annotation, biological process: extrinsic apoptotic signaling pathway in absence of ligand; mitochondrial fusion; release of cytochrome c from mitochondria. The record is from RefSeq and is a predicted model, not a curated record. Bases 93 to 671 code for a protein of 192 amino acids. Lineage: Eukaryota; Metazoa; Chordata; Actinopteri; Cypriniformes; Cyprinidae. Gene Ontology annotation, molecular function: protein heterodimerization activity; protein homodimerization activity; channel activity.